CAACCCAAUCUAUCCUAUUUUUGCUCUUUUUUUACCCCAGCUUUAUACUACUAUGUCUAAAUCCAUUCAGUACUUAGCCGACCAUUUAGAAGCAGUUUUCGAAUUGAAAAAGAUAGAUAACGAUGCAGAACGCCUAAACAUACUCUAUGCCAUAAUGGAAAAAGAGUGGCACAUGAUUGAGUUACGCGAUGCUUUAAGAGCUAUUCGUGAGAAAGGCGAGAAAGAGUCUUGGGAAAGUGUGAAGAAGGAACUUCUAGAACGUGCCCAAGAGAAAGGAAACGACCGAGAGGAGCGAGACUGGAAGCCCAGAUGUUAUACCUGCCGAGAAAUUGGACAUAUUUCCAAAGACUGCCGGGCUCCUAGAUCUAGAUACUAG
Messenger RNA from Nematocida homosporus, 376 nucleotides. RefSeq lists its product as uncharacterized. The record is from RefSeq and is a predicted model, not a curated record. The transcript has a single exon. The annotation marks the transcript as partial. Gene Ontology annotation, molecular function: nucleic acid binding; zinc ion binding. NCBI's taxonomy places the organism in Eukaryota, Fungi, Microsporidia.